CCCUGUCGAAAGCGUUGUUGUGGAUUCAAAAUGGCGAUAACAAUUUGUGUUGAGCCUGUUGAAGAUAAAUAUUAAAAUUUGAUUUGUUAUUGAAACGAUCGCGUAAUAACUGGUGGAUCAAUCAGUCAAAGCUUUUAAUUUUUAUAUGCAUCUGACAUGUAGUUUUCGAUAUUUAUUUCUCUUUUGCAACAGUAAUUUUGUAAAAUCUUACACAAAGGCUGUGAUUCUUCAGUUCAAGUAAAUUAAAAUUACCUAUUUCAUUUUUCUUGUCCAGCUUUUAUCUUUAUUGUGCAGCUCUAAAUAAAAACAAGUGUUUAAACUGAAUUGGCGGUAUGUGGGAAACUUUCCAGUAUAGUGCAGAAGACUAACGCAAAUUGUAGUCAUGACUGAUACACGACGAAGAGUCAAGCUGUAUGCUUUAAAUGCAGAUAGACAAUGGGAUGAUAGAGGCACUGGACAUGUUUCAUCUUCUUAUGUAGAUCGUUUGAAGGGUAUAUCAUUAUUAGUUCGUGCAGAAAGUGAUGGCUCCUUACUACUAGAGUCUAAAAUUCAACCGGAUACUGCCUACCAGAAACAACAAGACACUCUAAUUGUUUGGUCGGAAGGUGAUAAUUUUGAUUUGGCACUCAGCUUUCAAGAAAAACUGGGUUGUGAUGAGAUCUGGGAGAAAAUUUGUCAAGUUCAGGGAAAGGAUCCCUCUGUCGAAAUCACACAGGAUAUUGUUGAAGAAUCUGAAGAUGAACGAUUUGAUGACAUGUCAGAUUCAGCUCCUCCCAUUGAGCUACCACCUUGUGAACUUAACCGUUUAGAACAAAUCAGUGAUUUAAUUAGUAAUUGUCUCUCGACUCCCAUGAGAAAAGAAAAAUUAGCUGUUGCAAUCGAAAAUGAAGGCUAUAUUCGCAAACUAAUAAAUUUAUUUCAUAUGUGUGAAGAUCUUGAAAAUACAGAACGUCUCUACCACCUUUAUGAUAUAUUCAAGAACAUUUUUCUCCUAAAUAAAAAUGUGCUCUUUGAAGUGAUGUUUAGCGAUGAUUUGAUUUUUGAUGUGGUUGGUUGUCUGGAGUACGACCCAGCAUCACCAACACCCAAACGGCAUAGGGAGUAUUUGAGACAGCAAGCUAAGUUUCGUGAAGCUAUUCCUAUUAAAAACACUGAACUUCUAGCGAAAAUUCAUCAGACAUUUCGUGUGCAAUAUAUUCAAGAUGUAGUGUUGCCAACUCCGUCGGUGUUUGAAGAAAACAUGCUUUCAACAUUAAGUAGUUUUAUAUUUUUUAACAAAGUGGAAAUAGUGUCACUGGUUCAAGAAGAUGAAAAGUUUUUAACAGAACUGUUUACAAUGUUAACAGACUUAAACACUGCCAAUACAAAACGAAGAGACCUUGUGCUCUUCCUGAAGGAGUUUUGUAAUUAUUCCCAAAAUUUGCAACCACAGGCAAAGGAAACUUUUUUCAAAACUCUCACAUCUUUAGGGAUUUUAUCAGCUUUAGAAAUUACUUUGGGCAUGGAAGACCAGAAGACUAAAACUGCAUCUAUCGACAUAUUAACGUAUAUUGUAGAGUAUUCACCUUCAGUUGUUAGAGAGUAUACAUUACAGCAGGCCAGUAAUACUGAUGAGGAUCAGAUGUUACUAAAUAUUGUCAUAGAACAAAUGAUUUGUGAUGCUGAUCCGGAAUUGGGAGGAGCCGUUCAGUUGAUGGGAGUUCUUAGAAUACUUUUGGAUCCAGAAAAUAUGUUGGCUUCAGUAAACAAAUCAGAAAAGACAGAUUUUCUUAAUUUCUUCUACAAACACAGUGUUCAGAUUCUUAUAGCACCCUUACUUGAAAAUACAAUUCAUGACACACCCCAAAAGGAAGAUUACCGUACUGUGCAGUUACUUGGACUUAUAUUGGAACUACUAUCAUUUUGUGUAGAGCAUCACACAUACCACAUAAAGAACUGCAUCCUGAACAAAGAUUUAUUGCGUAGAAUACUUGUCCUCAUGAAGUCAACCCACAAAUUUUUGGUCUUAUGUGCUCUCCGGUUUAUGAGAAAGCUAAUAGCGCUUAAGGAUGAAUUUUAUAAUAGAUACAUAAUUAAGGGUAACCUGUUUGCUCCUGUUGUGGAUGCAUUUAUUCGUAACAAUGGCAGAUACAACCUUCUGGAUUCUGCAAUAAUUGAAAUGUUUGAAUUUAUAAAAUUGGAGGAUAUCAAAACUCUUUGUUCUCAUGUUGUUGAAAAUUAUGGCAAACUAUUAGAUGAUAUUUGUUAUGUUCAGACAUUUAAAGCACUAAAGUUAAGAUAUGACCAGCAUCAGGACAAACUAAAGGAACGAAAUAGUUUAGAUGGUGUUCCAUCAAUACUAAGGAACAGUAGAUAUCGAAGAGACCAGCGGCAAAUGGAAGAAGAGGAAGAGAUGUGGUUUAAUGAAGAUGAUGAUUUUGACGAAGGAGAUUCGGUUCAGAAAUCUCCCACUCUAUCUCCCAGUGAUAUUUUGUCAAAGAAGUUAGAUUCCAAUCUUGAAUCAGCAAUUGGGAAAAUUAUAGAUAAGAACCAAACUUCUGGUCAAGGAGUAAUAGAAGCUAAUGGGCCCAGUAAAGUAAACAAUAACUCGGCAUUAUCCAAAGCACAAAAGCCUCAGCAACCAUUGAUAAACAACAAUGCAAGCGCACAACAGAUGCAACCUCAAGUGAACAUUCAAGCAGCUAGUGAGAGCAAAUUGUCAAUGUUUAAACGAGGGCUGGUUGAUUAUGAGGGAGGCGAUUCGGAUGAAGAAGAAGAAACUGAAAAUGGCGGAAGUAGCAGUAGUGGUGACAAUUCCAGCAAAAGAGCUCGGUUAUCAUAGUGUCAUCGAAAAUCUCUUUCUAAUACCGGAUUAUCCCACCCUAACAGGUGAGUAAAGCGUCAGCGCAUCACAGAAUAAUGUACAAAUUUGUGCGCUGGCGCUAUCGAUCUCAGUACAUAUACUUUUUGCUAUUUGCGAUAGUGCAUAGUGCCGCCAAGACUAUACAGGCGCUGCGGGUACCCAAAGUAGUCGGUCAAUUAAUGUUAAACUUCUAGUGUGACAUGGUGGGAAUAGUUGUUCAGUGGAUAUUGAUUAAUGGUUGUUACUUAUGUUAGAGUGAGAGAGUGGAAGGAAACGACUCUAUAAUGUCGUAUUAGCCAGCCACGUGUGGUAAUUUCCUGAUGUAUGAUUUCGUCAAAUUUUCAUUGUGAAGGAAAUGAUUAGGUUACACAUGUAAGUUUUGCUUAGUAAAUCUAGGAGACGAUUGUAGACUUCCAUGUAAAAUACAAAAGGCAGACUUCCGGUUUGAAUGUUAACUUAUUAAAUGAGAGAUUAUUGAUACCAUAAUAGCAAAGUAUGGACGAGGUGUAUAAAUAUUACCGUUUAUUUUUCUUUUCAUGCACAUUUAAUUUUUGCCUUUUGCAGACAGCUCAUAAUUUGUAAAUAUAUUUUAUGGAUAUACCUGUGGGUAUUGUUUUGAAAAGGCAAAAAUGAUCUGUGUUAUAUAAUACUGUAUAUAUGAGUCCUUGGUUUCUGAACUAUAGACAUUGUACAUCAAAUUUGGUCUAAUAUUUAUUUUAUUGUCAUGCAUUAAUCAAUUUGAGAGUGCAUUAAUAUUGAGUAUAAAAUAUAUAUACAUGUAUAUUUAUUUCUGGAGUUAUAGAUCUCACAUAUUUUCAUAUUUGAACCACAAAAAUUGUCCCAAAGAAUGCUGUCUUAUUAAUUUGGUUGACCUUGUUUAUAUUGUUUGAUUGUUUAUAUUUCUGUAAUUCUCAGAUUAUACGUUAAUAUAUUAAAAAAACCUAUCGUCCAGGUUUACAAUGUUGCAGUGUUUUAUUAAAAACGAUAUUGGAUGGGGAUUUUCAGUUUAUUUAAUGGACAAAAUGAUAAAGUAAAUUUAGUGUGUAUAGUUAUGAAUCGAAGGACGAGUAAUUGUUUGUGUCAGAACAGAAUAAAUUUUAUAGAAUUUUGUGAAUUUUAUUUAAAAUAAGUUGUAAUAUCUAGCUAGUAGAUAAUAUAAUAGUAUCUAAUACUUAUGAUGUCGAAAAAAAAUGUGAGUAGUGUCAAUGGAGUGCCGUAGAAAUUGUAAAAAAUCCAAAGCUUCAUACAAUAUUAAAAAUAAACUUUUUUUGUCGCCUAUAAGACUUAGAUAUUUUUAUAGUAAGAUUUUACACAGUUUCAAGUGACACAUAAAAGAUGGGUGGAGGGAGGUUAGAUAAAAACGUAAAAUUGCAAAAACGCAUGCACUGAAAUUUCGGGAGUUUAUUUGUGACAAUUUUUUUAGAAAGAAUGAUGUCUCAUUAGUCCAAGCACAGUCAGUGACUUAAAUGAUUUAUAUUGCAAUUAUUGUAAUCAAUAUUUAUUUAUCACUUGUAUUGCCAUUGUGCAAA
Cylas formicarius (sweet potato weevil) is the source of this 4371-nucleotide messenger RNA. It is a transcript of the gene flfl, whose product is annotated as serine/threonine-protein phosphatase 4 regulatory subunit 3. Gene Ontology annotation, molecular function: protein phosphatase activator activity. The transcript is spliced from 9 exons. The record is from RefSeq and is a predicted model, not a curated record. Bases 383 to 2821 code for a protein of 812 amino acids. Gene Ontology annotation, biological process: DNA damage response; protein dephosphorylation. Gene Ontology annotation, cellular component: nucleoplasm; protein phosphatase 4 complex. NCBI's taxonomy places the organism in Eukaryota, Metazoa, Arthropoda, Insecta, Coleoptera, Brentidae.